UGAGUGCGUGGGUGUGUGUGCAUACAAAAAGAUUCUAUAGCUAUAAUAAGAAGAAGAAGAACCAUUUACACAACAACUGGGAAAAGAGCACUCGCAGAGCACAAUGAGCUUCUUCAGUUCCCUUCAGCAGUACGUUACAAGUGGCGUGGCAGGGCUGGGACUGAAUCCCCGUCGGUUCUCGCUGUCCCGUCAAGAGUCCGCGGAAGCCACGACGCCGGCCGCCACCGCGACCAGUCCCAGUCCGAUGAUGAGCUCCGGCAGUUCGAUUGGCGGUAGCAGUCUUUAUGGGCCCAGCUCCUCCACUGGCGGUGGCAUGGGAGGGGGUGCCUCAGGCUACCCCAAAGUGGUGACACCGUCCGGACCCGGAGGCUCAAUCAGUGGGGCAUCAAGUGGCGUCGGCGGUGGCGGUGGCAUCGGUACAAGUGCCGGUGGAACUGGCAGCAGCACCAACCUCACAGUGGCCGGUUCCGGGGGAGCAGGCGGUGUCGGUGCAGUGGGAGCUGCCGGCGGAGCGGUGGGCAGUACCUCUCCGAUGCGCCGACAGUCGUCGGCUCGAGGCUUGGACACGUUGGUUCCCCCCGGGCGUUCCGGUUCGUUCCGAGGACGUAACUCUCCGAUCAAUCCGACCUCACCGGACAAGCCCUCCUUUUCGCUGUGGAAGCGACGACCCUCCUGGCCUGAGGUCGAAAUCAAAUCAUCGUCCGGCGUCCAGGAGAAUGACGGUUCCUACUUCGAAAGCUUCACUGCCCUGUCGUGGAAAAAUGAAAACAGACGGAUGUCGGCGGUCCGCGCGGUGGAAACCCGCGCCGAGGUACUGCCGGAAAACGAUAACGACCGACUGCUGGAGGACGACAUCGAACGUUCCGAACAGAAGGAGCAUCUAUAUCUGGACGUUCUAUACGCGAUUGCCAAUACGGUGGGCGCUCCGGCACCGGGUGGACAGUACAGCGAAAAAAAGUGGCUGCAAUUUGCUCACUACAAAGAGGAGAUGUACCUGCAGGCCCAGCGGGUGUUCAGCGUGUCCGCCGAUCGGCACUACCGGUUGCAGCACGCGGCCACCGAGGAGAAGCCCAAGAUAAUCGUGCUCACCGUCGUCGUCCAGGAAGCAGAAGGACUCGAAGCGAAGGAUGCUAACGGUUUCAGUGACCCGUACUGUAUGCUAGGAAUUCAGCCAUCGGGCACCCCUCCACCACCUUCGCCGCAGCCUCCGAUGACCCCGCGGACCCUCUCCGACACCGGGAUGGACAGCUUGGACUCGCCCGAGCACGGGAAACUCCGCAAACAUCACAGCUUUCGGUUGAGCUUCAAGCGCAAGGACGGCCGCCAACAGCGGGACUCGGUGGGACCCGUACCGGCCAAGUUCAUCCGGGCGACCUCCGUCAAACCACACACACUGUGUCCGAAGUGGAACGAAAAGUUUAAAUUUGACAUAGACGACAUCCACUCGGACAUUCUGCACCUAGACAUUUGGGACCACGACGACGAAAGUAGCGUGCUAGAUGCUGUGUCACGACUGAACGAAGUUAGAGGGGUUAGAGGAUUAGGUAGAUUUUUCAAACAAGUGUGCCAAUCGGCACGUCAGGGUUCGCAGGACGACUUCUUGGGUUGUGUCAAUGUUCCAGUCUGUGAUAUUCCUUCAACCGGUUUGGAGGGUUGGUUCAAGCUGGAAGCACGCAGUAGUCGUAGCUCUGUACAGGGCCGCAUUCGGCUAAAGCUGUGGCUCUCGACCCGAGAGGAUCGGGGCAACUCCGAGGAGGACAGCACCCUAGAGGUGAAGAAGUUCGAACGGCUACAAACGAUCUUCAUGAUGCACGAGCUCAACACUCACGAACCGGCGUGGAAGUGGAACGGUGAACUGGCAGGACCAUCACUCACUAUUCUACAUCAGAUAGCAGUACAGAGCGAUCUGUCCGACAUGCAAAUCUCAUUAGCGAAAUUGGUAGCUAUCAUUCGAAUCAAUCGCAAGAAACCUCUGGACACCAAAUUCAUCCACCGGCAGCUGAUCGAAGUCGACAAGCUGUGGAUUAACAACUACAGCAACGAACCACUGACCCGGGAACUGGAACAGUGGCUUGCCGACGCUCUAAACGGUUUCGUUGAACGAUCGCUCAGCCACAUGCGCCGCCACCGGGAAGUGUUCCCAGCAAAGCAUCAACCUUCACUCGUUCGGUUAGAGUUCCUACUGCGAUGUCUGGGUCUGUUGGGUUCGAUGCGAGCCUUCCGUCAGGUAAGCCCCUUCAGCAAAGGCGUUCGAGGGGAAAUCGUCGGGGCGCUUAGAAAGGGAUCGAUCACUUGGUCCCAGGCGCAACUACGGGAAGCUACGCGUUCACCCAACCCACUGGUACACUACACUACGAUACUGGUAGCGGAUCUGCAGCUUGGGCAGAUGUGCUACCACACACUUUUUGAUUCGACCAAUGGAAUACAGUACUUCAGCAUUGUGUACAAACAAUUCGACUCCUUGCUUGCCGAGGAAGUCUCCAAUCGCAUCGAAUCCGGUCAGCUACCAGGUUCUAUCGUCAACCACUGGACCAUCCUAGACAACGACCGGGAGCCGGACAUUGCGCCAUUCGAGAUCUACUUUGCUCUGCAACAAUUUCACAACAUGAAGUCUCAUCUCUCGGUAACCCCCCAGCCUCCGGAGAAACCACUCGGUCUGCAAAACUUUCACGAAUGGUUCGAGCCCGCAGUCCAGCGAUGGAUCUCCAUCAGCAAAACGAAAGCGAUCCAACGAAUCAAGGCCGCCGUCAAUGUAGACAGGCUUUGUGAAGGCGAACGGAUCGUGCGACACAGUACGUCAGCGAUCGAUACAGCCUCGUGCUUCUACCAGAUAAGGGAAUUCUGGAAAAACCUAGCCUGGCCAGAGCCAGGCUCGGGAGCGCACUACGAAGCUUUGAUCAUCGAUCUGGUAUGCACUACGGCAAACGUUUAUUCCGAUCAGCUCCAUCAGAAUCUUACGGAGAGUGGGUACUACGAUAAAUCGGGACCACCACGUUCCGCUGACGAAAUGUGUGUCAUCCUCAACAACUUGGAAUACGUUCGACGUGCUCUGGUCGAGUUCCACCCCACCACGCACCACCUUUCGGAGAAUGCAGAAAACCUAUUGGAAAAUACGAUUGCUCAACUGGAGAACAAAGCGGAUCGGGUGCUCAACAAACUAACUGCUUCGAUGCAAAGUCCGCUGCAGAAGGCCGUUUUCCAUCUUGCUUGGUCACCGGACUCCCUACCCGCCACUCAAGCCGUGAUGCCCCUCCUCGAAUACCUGGAUUCCCACCUGGCAACACUGAACAUAACACUGCUGACGCAAAACUUCUACCGUGCAAUGACUCAGAUUUGGAACAACGUUCUGACGGAGUUUGCCAAGCAGAUGGAUGCCGGUGGCGAAGGCGACAAGCCUAGUAACUUUCACGAUCGCAUGUACGGGGCGUUGCAGCUGCUCGGAGAUUUCUUCAACGCCGACGGCUUGGGGCUGACACCGGAGACCCUACACAACGAUCUGUACUGGCGAGUUGCUCAACGGCUGCAGUAUCACAAGACCGAUACGGAGCAGCUGAUCGAUCUGUUCUACCUGCAGAGACUGCAGGAACAGCUGAACACACUGGGGCCGACCUCGCUGGGCUCGCUGUCGGUAAAGGCGUACUUCAAUCACGACUCGCUGAGCGUCGAGGUGCUGCACGCAAAGGACGUCAUUCCGCUGGAUCCGAACGGCUUCAGCGAUCCGUUUGUGAUCAUCGAACUGCUGCCGCGGAGGCUGUUCUCGCACUGCUCCGAACAGCAGACCAAUGUGCAUAAGAAAACGCUCAAUCCCGUAUUCGACGAAUGUUUCGAGUUUUCCGUCACACCGGAUCAACUGCAAGCGGAAGCGGCCAUGAUCGUGUUCACUGUGAUGGACCACGAUGUGCUGACGGCGAAUGAUUUUGCCGGGGAAGCUUUCGUAGCGUUGAACACCAUUCCCGGUGUGGCCAGUACAUUCAACAUGAACAUCGAGAACUUAGACUGUGUGACGCAGAUCAGUCUGCCGCUGUUGGAAAUGAAGGAUAAGAGUCACCCAAUUUUACUGAUUUUGGAAGGCCGCGUCAAUGACAAGAAUGCCAUGGAAUUUGUACGAAAACAAAAGGCUCGCGUAGUAGGCUAAGUAAAUCAAAAAGUAACCGUAGAAGUAGACACUAGUGAAAACCAUUUUGUCAAUCACACAUAACGUUUAAAGAGGAUCAUUCGAUAGUUUUGAAAAAGUAAACAUAACCAAACAGUAAAACUACAGACAAGGCAACCUUUGCCAGUAACUCGUCAUUGGACAAAACCAUGAAUCUUGCUUUCAUGAUCGAUCAUUUUUGGAUUAGGUAAUCUGUAAAACUAAAAUAAAAUGACCGCUAAUUUUGUACGGAAAACUAACCUCUAGAAUUUAAUCUCACGCGAGUAAAACAAUGCCUUUCACCUGAUAAACCAACAACAUAUGUGUAAAUCCGAUUCAUACGUGUCAUAUUACACCUUAAGCAGAUAAACUAGUAGAGAAACCUAUACAGAAAAUAUACAAACAUAAACUAACGCGUAGUCAAUCCCAGCCAGACGUGUGAAACUCACCACUACCAGUAAGUGAAAACAGCACAAAACCAAUACACAAACAUUUAGAAACUAUCGUUUUGUUUCCUAUACAUGAAGUGCAUAUUUUUAUACAAAACUGUUUAUUUGAAUGCUCCACAAGCAUCAUCUACUGUUAAGUUUUAGCUAAACAAAGAAGUAAACUGAAAUCAACUGUAAACUAUUCUUAUCUUGUAUAUUUGAAUCUUUGUAUAAAAAAAAAUAAAUCUAACAAAAGAAACUUUAGAGAUGCUAUACAUAAGUUUAUACAAAACCAGAGGCAAAAACUAAAAAAAUAAAUCUAAACUAACGGAGUAGUGAAAUCGAACAAAACAAGUCUUUAAACAAAACAAAAAAGUCUAUGAACCAUAUUUUUAGAUAACAAAUCUCUCUCUUUAGGGGACAACAACAAAGAAAAAGAAAAUCGAAACCAAACCAAAAACCAAAAACAAAACAAAUGAAAUUAACUUUUAAGCUGUAAAUUUUCUCGAACAAACUGCAGAUAUUUUCUUAUGAAUGAAUAAAAAAAAAAACUUAAACAAACGCAAAAUCAAGGAAACGGUCGUCGCCCAGCCGGCGACCGAUCCGCUUGUAUAGUACGGAUUUGUUUAAAGGAAAAUACUACUUAACCCCCAUACUAACUCAUGCCAUGCCAUGCCACGCCACGCUGCAGUCAUUGCAAAACUGACAUAGAUACAUAUACAUACAUACCUGUCCUGAUUGUAGUACACACUGUGCGCGUAGAAUAACAGCCGAGUGUCUAUAUGUGCACUGAAAUUCAUCAGUUAGCUAAGUUGCUAAGCUUUCGUUUAAAAUUUAGGAUUAUUUACAAGAUCAGUGAAAAUAAAAAAAAAUAAAAUCAAAAUAGUAUACAUCUAAAGGGUGUCUACGAUA
Molecule: messenger RNA, 5472 nt
Organism: Ochlerotatus camptorhynchus
Lineage: Eukaryota; Metazoa; Arthropoda; Insecta; Diptera; Culicidae
Gene: unc-13-4A
Product: unc-13-4A
Exons: 13
Coding region: 104-4135 (1343 amino acids)
Cellular component (GO): secretory vesicle
Source: RefSeq, a predicted model, not a curated record